This is a messenger RNA of Neoarthrinium moseri, 1350 nucleotides long. RefSeq lists its product as uncharacterized. Lineage: Eukaryota; Fungi; Ascomycota; Sordariomycetes; Amphisphaeriales; Apiosporaceae. Gene Ontology annotation, cellular component: fungal-type vacuole membrane. Gene Ontology annotation, molecular function: transmembrane transporter activity. Gene Ontology annotation, biological process: transmembrane transport. The record is from RefSeq and is a predicted model, not a curated record. Bases 1 to 1350 code for a protein of 449 amino acids. The transcript has a single exon.
AUGGCUGAGAUCCCGGACGACAAGCAGCGCGGCGCCGCGUUCGACGCACUGGCCGAGGAGUCGACUGCUAUGGGAGCAACGGGUGUGAUAUCGAACCCGAACCGUCCACCACCCGACUUCUCGACCCGACCAGAUGGUGGGCUCACGGCAUGGCUGCAAGUCCUCAGUUGUUGGUGUGUCGUCUUCUGCACCUUUGGGCUGGUGAACUGCUUUGGUGUCUAUCAGACAUACUAUGAGCAAGUUCUCUUGCCCUCAAGCACAUCCUCGGCCAUCUCGUGGAUUGGGUCUAUCCAGGGCUGCAUGCUAUUGGCCGGAGGUCUCUUCUCCGGCCCCCUUUUCGACAUGGGAUACUUCCGACACUUGGUGUGCAGCGGUCUUUUCUUCAUUGUCCUCGGACAAUUCAUGACGUCGCUGUGCACUGAAUUUUGGCAAGUCUUCCUGGCUCAAGGUGUCUGCAUAGGCGUGGGAUGUGCACUCGUGUUCUUGCCAUCCACUGCUGUCCUGUCACAGUACUUCUCUAAGCGUGUGGCCCUGGCGACCGGGAUCGGAUCAUCUGGGUCGCCUAUAGCCGGCACCGUUCUCCCUAUUGUGUUUAAUCAGCUUGUAGACGAGAUAGGUUUUGGCUGGGCCACGCGUGUCAUUGCAUUCAUCUUGCUGGCUCUUGCGAUAGUGCCCCUGCUUUUCUUCAAGACCAGGCUACCACCAUCGAAGCAUCGUCGGAGCUUGAUUGAUACCUCGGCCUUGACCGAUGUCGACUUUAUGACGUUCGUCGCCGGCGGAUUUUUCUGCUUCAUGGGGUUGUACAUUCCCUUCUUCUAUAUCGAGCUGUUCACCGUGAAGCAUGGGCUGUCUUCGGCGUCGUUUGCGCCGUAUAUGCUCACUAUUAUGAACGCUUCAAGCGUCCUGGGCCGUGUAAUUCCUGGGCUUCUCUGUGACCUUACAGGCACUCCCUGUUUUGUCAUGGCUGCCUGUGCUGGAGUCUCAUGCAUCCUCGGCUUCGGAUGGCUAGGAAUUCGCGACUUUGCUGGCAUUGUUGUUUUCGCCGUGCUUUACGGUGCAUUCUCCGGUGGCGUCGUCGUCUGCCAACCAACGGGCAUCUUUUCGCUCACCUCAGAUCACAGUCGCGUUGGGACACGACUAGGGAUGUCUUGUUUCGUUGCUGGCAUUGCUGUGUUGAUUGGAACACCUAUCGGUGGAGCCAUUUUGGGCGGCGGUGAGAGCGAGGACAGAUGGAAUGGUUUGAUAGGCUUUGGUGCAGUCAGUCUCCUGAUCGGGGCUUGUCUGACCUUCACUACGGGAAUGGUGGUGUUGCUUCGAUUGCGAAGGAAGAUGCGGCCUGACACUGUCUAA